Molecule: messenger RNA, 1138 nt
Organism: Nicrophorus vespilloides
Lineage: Eukaryota; Metazoa; Arthropoda; Insecta; Coleoptera; Silphidae
Product: cuticle protein-like
Exons: 4
Coding region: 56-1138 (360 amino acids)
Cellular component (GO): extracellular matrix
Source: RefSeq, a predicted model, not a curated record
GGGCCGAUCCGCACUCGAUUAAGCCAGAAACCGAUCCACACUCAGUUCAACAACAAUGGCUUACAAAUUCGUAGCUUUCGCCGCCCUUUUGGCCGCUGCCAACGCUGGUCUCAUCAACGCCCCGUUGUCCUACUCCGCCGCCCCAGUGGUAGCUAAAGUAGCUACUCCAUUGGCUUACUCCGCCCCAUUGGUAGCUAAGGUAGCUGAGGAAUACGACCCAAACCCACAAUACUCUUACGGUUACGAUGUCCAAGAUUCUUUGACCGGAGAUAACAAGCAACAGCAAGAAAGCCGCAACGGAGAUGCCGUCCAAGGUAGCUACUCUCUCGUUGAUGCUGACGGCUUCAGAAGAACUGUAGAAUACACCGCCGAUCCAAUCCACGGAUUCAACGCUGUCGUUCACCGUGAGCCUUUGGGAGCUGCCCCGGUAGUUGCCAAAGUAGCUGCCCCGAUUGCUUACGCCGCCCCAGUAGCUAAAGUAGCUUACUCCGCCCCGGUAGCUUACGCAGCCGCCCCAGUCGCCAAGAUCGCAGCGCCCAUCGCUUACGGACCUCCAAUUGCCAAAGUAUCCUACUCAUCCCCAACCCAAAAACCAACAAUGGCUUUCAAGUUCGUAGCUUUCGCCACCCUUUUGGCUGCUGCCAAUGCUGGUCUCAUCGGCACCCAAUACGCCGCCGCCCCAUUGGCUUACUCUGCUGCCCCAGUUGCUAAAUUGGCUUACUCCGCCCCAGUGGUAGGUAAGGUUGCUGAGGAAUACGACCCAAACCCACAAUACUCUUACGGAUACGAUGUCCAAGAUGCUUUGACCGGAGACAACAAGCAACAGCAAGAAACCCGCAACGGAGAUGCCGUCCAAGGUAGCUACUCUCUCGUUGAUGCUGACGGCUUCAAGAGGACUGUAGAAUAUACCGCUGACCCAAUCCACGGAUUCAACGCUGUAGUCCACCGUGAACCUUUGGUAGCUAAAGUAGCUGCUCCAGUUGCUUAUGCCGCCCCAGUAGCUAAAGUAGCUUACUCCGCCCCAUUGUCUUACGCCGCCCCAGUAGCUAAAGUAGCUUACUCCGCCCCAUUGUCCUACGCCGCUCCAGUAUCUAAAGUAGCUUACGCCGCCGCCCCAGCCCACUACUACCACCACUAA